Molecule: messenger RNA, 1239 nt
Organism: Colletotrichum chrysophilum
Lineage: Eukaryota; Fungi; Ascomycota; Sordariomycetes; Glomerellales; Glomerellaceae
Exons: 3
Coding region: 1-1239 (412 amino acids)
Biological process (GO): 'de novo' NAD+ biosynthetic process from L-tryptophan
Cellular component (GO): cytoplasm
Molecular function (GO): indoleamine 2,3-dioxygenase activity; heme binding; metal ion binding
Source: RefSeq, a predicted model, not a curated record
AUGACUGGUCGGGUGCCCGCUGAUGAUGUUCUGAACAACGCUGUGGGCGACAACUACUUCAGUCUGAAGAGUACCUACUUUGGCCUGCCCGAGGAGCGGCUCUCUUCGGGGCUCCAGGGCAGGAUGGAGGUCGCUUUUGCGCCCGCGCUAUCGUCGAUGGCGCUCGCGCAGAAUAGCGUGCUAGCCAACCAGCCCGACCAAGUCGCGCGGUGUCUAGAGAGCGUGGCGGCACGUAUCGUAAAGUGCGCCCACGUCUUCGACGCCAUGACUCCACGCGACACUGCGAACUUUGACCCUGUCGUCUGGAUAAAGACCUAUCCCGCUAUGGGUCGCGCGGUGACGUCCGGAGAGUUGGGCAACAGUGGCGUCGAUGCACCGCUAUUCCAUGCGCUGGACGUCUUUAUCGGUCGCCAACAGGUCAAGGGUGAUUUGAGAGGGAUGCAGAGCGACCGACGGGCCACGCUACCGACCAAUAUUCGCGCCUUCUUGGAUGCCCUUGGGGAUGACGCCGGAAGCGUCAGAGACUACGUCGCCGCUGCCCGUGCCCAGCUAGAAUAUGUUCCCUCCGAAGAGCAGGCACAGUACAAACAUCUCUCCGCGGCCUGGGAUGGGCUUUUGCAAUUGUACGUGUGGUUUCUCGAACGGCACCGCGUCAAGGCCGUUGGCAUCACGGGCGUAACCCUGAACACGGGGCGACAUUCGACCAGCAGCGGCGUCAAGAGCGGCGACCAAGACAAAGCCAUGAAAGAUGGAAAACCAAAGAUGCGCCCCGAGGCCAUGCUUAGCAUGCAGAUGAAGAAGGGUAUGGUUUCACGACUGGGCGGUCGCCCCCUAUGGCAGGAUGCGCAUGUGCAGUCGCACAGCGUCUAUCGCGGAAGCGUGGCGGUGGCCGUGAAGUUGGAUGCAACUUUGCCGCUCGAGCCAGGUGAUCGAGUCCAAAUCUGGCCGCCGAGAAAGAGAAAGACGCUGAACAGAGCAUCCUCACACCAUCGACGGUUGCGAGGCUCCUCUUGCCCGGAAGAUCAUGAUACAUCGUCAGGCGAGAGCGAUGAUGAUGGCGAGCCGAGGUUCUACUCCAUCGCCCGUGUCAUCCCAAACGUGUCCGGUACAACGAUGGAUUCUUCGCUCAACACUCGCCCGAGGGGCUGGUUUCCUCUUUCCUCAGCAGCGCUGCGCCAGGCACACAUCUGCGCCUUCGGCCUUGGCCUUCUCCCCGAUUCCGCCAGCCCCGCGACCUAG